UGUACCGUGAGGGCGCGAGGCCGCGACCCUGAGCCCGAUACGCGGAAUAGAACGUUUCGGUAGCGGAAUAGUGUGCGGAACGAAUACGUGUCAAACUCUCGCGGUCCACGGAUAAGCUUAAAGUGGAGCAUCGUAGUGCACGGGUAUCCGCUAUCGUUUACGUGUAGAAAGGUCGAGAGUUCAUGAUCAUUCACUGCUUUGAAACGAUGAUUUUACGAAGCGUCUGACGACGAUCUUUUCUUUACUAUCACUGCCGAAUGAUCAAAAACUACGAACAAUUUUCGUUCUUCUUUACGAUUCCCUUUGACGAACAUAUAACCUGUUAACGAUCAAGCAUCGUCUACUGAGUCAGAAAUUUUCAAUUUAGAAUUUAGAAUUUAGAGAGUUCAAUAAGUGUGCGUGCCAUUGAAUUGUGGAUACAAGAAUCCGAAGAUGCCGCUAUUCAGUAAAAAAGAUUCCAAUAAAAAGAUCAAAAAGGAUGGGAAAGAUGACAAAUCGCCGUCUGUCGAGGACAAAUACGUCCUCAAGGAGUUGCUUGGAACGGGUGCUUUUUCUGAGGUACGUCUAGCAGACAGUAAAGAAAAACCUGGGCAAAUGUUUGCUGUGAAAAUUAUUGAUAAAAAAGCAUUAAAGGGAAAGGAAGACUCUUUAGAAAAUGAGAUUAGAGUGUUACGAAGGUUAACACAUCCAAACAUUGUUCAGUUACUGGAAACAUUUGAGGAUAAGCAUAAGGUUUAUUUAGUUAUGGAGUUGGUUACUGGUGGAGAACUGUUUGAUAGAAUUGUUGAGAAAGGUUCAUAUACAGAGAAAGAUGCUUCAGGUUUAAUAAGACAAGUUCUUGAAGCUGUGGAUUACAUGCACGAUCAAGGUGUUGUGCACAGGGACUUAAAGCCUGAAAACCUUUUAUACUAUAGUCCUGAUGAAGAUAGUAAGAUCAUGAUUAGUGAUUUUGGCUUAUCAAAAAUGGAAGAUUCUGGUAUCAUGGCAACUGCUUGUGGUACUCCCGGAUAUGUCGCACCAGAGGUCUUAGCACAAAAGCCGUAUGGGAAAGCUGUUGAUGUAUGGAGCAUAGGAGUUAUUUCAUAUAUUUUAUUGUGUGGAUAUCCACCAUUUUACGAUGAAAACGAUGCUAACCUGUUUGCACAAAUUUUAAAAGGUACUAUUCUAGUUUUUGUAUGCUGCUAUGUACAUGCUAGUGUAAUUGUUAUAGGUGAAUUUGAAUUUGAUUCGCCGUACUGGGACGAUAUCAGCGACUCCGCAAAGGAUUUCAUUCACAAAUUGAUGUGCGUCAACGUUGAAGUGCGUUACACUUGCAAGCAGGCCCUUGCACAUCCUUGGAUCUCCGGCAACGCAGCCAGCAAUAAGAAUAUCCAUGGCUCCGUAGGAAAGUCUUCCUCUUCUCUCAUGGUUGCAGCAAGCCUAUCACGCAGCCACGGUCAUACGUCAAAUGCAACGGCUGGCGCUCAGCAGCGGCCAGCAGCAGCAGGGCCCAGGGUCAACAGGCCCCUCCAGCGUCAACCCCACGCCAUACCCCGAUCAAUCGCAAUCCAACCCCAGUCAUCAACCCAGAUCGGUGGAGCCUCAGAUCAAUCUAAAUUGAAGGAAAUACGGGAGCCACCAUUGCCCGUGUCAAGCUUGGUGGUCUCGAAUCCUGUUCCCAUUCCGAUCAGUCCAAACUCACCAUUAUACUUACGCAACAAACGCUUCAAGCUGUGGGGUAGCACACGCACCGCUCUGUCUACUCUUUUUCAAACAAACGUAUCGUAUCUUAGAAAGCAAAGAAAGUAUAAAAAAAGCUGAGUUGCGCCGCUAAAACUUUCUUCUAUGAAAAAAAAUAUAGAAGUUGCCGGGUUGGCAACUUUAUUCUCUUGUCGAAUAUUAUUCAAAUUGGCAAGAGUUUGUAUAGAUCCCAGCUAAUCUGUUUUUCGUUGUGGUAUCCUGUGACACGGUUACCACUGGUUAUGUACAUUACCAACUUAUAUAAACAGCCCGCACGAUAUAAGGCGAUUUUUCGAAUCGAAUAACUUUUCGUUCAUCGCCCCUUCUCGUUUCGCAAGCUUUAUUCGAACAAAACUUAUAAAUAGAUCUUCACUAUGUUGGUACAUAUUCACGAUAAAAUUUAAUAUGUAGCCGUUAAUAGAAAUUUACGAGGAUGCGUUAAUGAUAUUGAUUUGAUCAAGUAAGAUGUAGUUACGUAUUUAGAUGAAUUAAUGCAGAUUAUCAAGUUUUCAUUGUACGAGAGAAAUCUUGCUGGAUCAAAUCUGUUAAUGUGUACAGAGAUAACAAAUGUGACCAGUACAACGACAAGUUUUUAUCUUUUAUAAAGUUUGGUGUAACGAAUAGUGGUUGUUUAGAUGAUUCUUUUUUCUUUUUCAAUGUAAAAAAUCUUACUGUUUCCUGAAAAAUAUCUCUUUGAUUGCCAGAAAUCGGUAUACAAACUUAUUGCCCGGUACUUUUUCAAAAAUACACAAUACAAUGGACAUUUUGAAGUGUGAAACAAAAGACAAAAUUAAUAAGAAGCUUUUAUAAAAGAGAUUAAAUAAGUAUCAAAGAUCUUGCUAUACGUUUGUUGCGAGACUGUGUAAGAUCUGAUUUUUAUCGAUACCCGUCUUUAUGUUUCACCGUUAAACUAAAAUAUAUAUUUUAUUUUAUGAGAUAACUAAAUCUAACAUGUUUAUAGCAAGUCAUGUACAGUGCACUGUAUUACAAAAUGUACAUUGUGUAUACAGAUACAUCUUCUGCUACAUAGUGAUAUUGAUACAUUCUAAGAACUCCAAAUCAGAAUUCUAUUACCUAGAUCUAACUGUAUGUAUACAUAUAUAUCACUCAACGGAUAUUUUUAUCAAUAUGUUGUAUUGAAAUUUCACGAAAAGUGUACAUAAUUCGUACAUGAUUUCCCCAUCUGUCUGUCUGUAAGAUGCAAAUAUAAAAAGCAAAUUCUGUACUUUUAUAAUGUUUUUAAAAGGCAGCUCUUUUUUUAUGUUGAUUUAUGUUUUAAAAUUUUAUAGAGCUAUUAUGUAUAUUCAAACAAAUGAAUGUACAUAUAUUAUUUUUAUUAGUUAUGUUUCUUAUAAUGAUCAAUAUCUUAUAAAGAACUUGAUACAAAAAUUUUUGUAUUUAAUAUUUUGUUGCAUAAUUGUGUAAGUUACAAACAAUGAAAAUACAAUGUCGCUAUUUGUAUUUGUAUCUUAUAAAAAAAAAGCAAACAAAAAAAUGGUUGAUUAUAUACAGUACUUAGUAUAUAUUUGAAUUGUAACAAAUACUUCAACGAAAAAUUCGAAAAUACUUUUAGUACUCGGUGGUAUUACUUUAUUUUUUUACGAAUGAUUGCAAACAAGUGCAAUAAUACUAUGAUCUUGUGAUAACGAUAUUACUAUGGUCUCUUACUCAAUGAUAAGUCGAAUAUAAACUAUCACUAAUGAAUGUUAAUUUUUAAAACAGAAAUAGAAUACAGAAACACUUAAUUGGAUUGUAUAAAUAAUUUUUCACAAAUAAUCACAUUUCAGUGUUUUUGGAAUGUUUUACUUAAAAGUAUCUGAUUUUAUAAUGUAGGUGAAGAAAUCCGUUAUGUAGCGAUGCGGAAAAUUGUAUUCAACAAAAUUUGAUGUUUUUCGUGUCUUUUUAAACGUGCUUUUAAAUAAAUCUAAAUUACAUUCAAUGGAUCUAAAUAUCAUGUGUUAUAUACUCGGAUAGAGAAAAUUAUUGCUAUUUAUCGAGCGGGCACUCCUUUUAUCAUAAACUACUAUCUUUCUCUUAAACUUUAAACAUGAUAAUCACUUUGAACUAUCACAUUAGACAUCCGUCCGUGUACCGGGCACUAUUCGUGUAGUAAAUAUGUAUUAAACAAAAAAAGAAAGAAACAGAAACCAUUGAGGAAUUUAUAGAAUGCUACGUAAUAAUUUUGAAAUUGAUAAUAAUUAUAUUAAUUAUAAGACAGAUAUUAUUGUUCUUCAAAAAGUAAUUUAGGACAGAAACGUAUAUGAAGGAUGCUACGAUACAUGUAAUAAUCAUUUAUUUUUCUUUGAAUAUUGUAGUAUCAAAAUUCCAAUUGAUCAGAGGUCUUUCAUUGCGCAAAAUAAUAUACCAUUCUAAAGUGCCUCAGAUGAUACGAUGAUGGAAUAUAAAAGGAAAUAUUUGUUACAAGAAUUCUGUAUGAUUUUAUAUGUUUGGAGAGAUUAAUUUGUUAGCAUUAAUCGUUAUAUAGUAUCAGUUAUCUUUACUUAAGAAUGAAAGAUUUGUACUUUCAUUUCAGUCGAUAGAUUUAUUUGUAUUGAAAUAUUUACAGUUAAUUUAUACAAUUUUGUUUCGUUACCAUCAUCGUGUCAUCUAAUAAGGAGCGUUCGCUAAAACAGCAUUUUUUUAUGCUAUACAUUUGUGCGUUGUCGAUGAGCUUGUAAUUUAAAGUUCUAGACAAAAGUAAAAGAAGCUUAGCUUGUACUUAGAAGAAGAAGAAAAGAAAAAAAAAAACAAAAACGAAAAAACCGUGCCACAUGAAUAAACAUAUCGGCAGGAA
Messenger RNA from Osmia bicornis bicornis, 4513 nucleotides. It is a transcript of the gene CaMKI, whose product is annotated as calcium/calmodulin-dependent protein kinase type 1. NCBI's taxonomy places the organism in Eukaryota, Metazoa, Arthropoda, Insecta, Hymenoptera, Megachilidae. The record is from RefSeq and is a predicted model, not a curated record. Gene Ontology annotation, biological process: protein phosphorylation. Gene Ontology annotation, molecular function: ATP binding; calmodulin binding; calcium/calmodulin-dependent protein kinase activity. The transcript is spliced from 9 exons. Bases 433 to 1800 code for a protein of 455 amino acids.